Osmerus eperlanus (European smelt) is the source of this 1858-nucleotide messenger RNA. RefSeq names its product peptidylprolyl isomerase (cyclophilin)-like 4 (gene ppil4). Gene Ontology annotation, molecular function: peptidyl-prolyl cis-trans isomerase activity; RNA binding. The coding region runs from base 127 to 1533 and encodes 468 amino acids. The transcript is spliced from 13 exons. Gene Ontology annotation, cellular component: nucleus. The record is from RefSeq and is a predicted model, not a curated record. Lineage: Eukaryota; Metazoa; Chordata; Actinopteri; Osmeriformes; Osmeridae. Gene Ontology annotation, biological process: protein peptidyl-prolyl isomerization.
AGAGGGAUAAUACUGGUGUUCCAGCGUGAAGGUUGGGCAAUAUCAGAAAACCCACACUAGUUAAGGCUUCGAUUGAAAAACGCAUGCGUAGUUAGCUCUACCCCUUUUGAUUGUGGCGACGGAAGCAUGGCUGUUCUUCUUGAAACAACGUUAGGAGAUAUUGUUAUUGAUUUAUUUACAGAAGAACGACCUAAGACUACCCUAAACUUCCUUAAAUUAUGCAAAAUAAAAUUCUACAACUACUGCCUCAUCCACAAUGUUCAGAGAGACUUCAUUGUGCAGACUGGGGACCCGACGGGAACUGGUCGUGGUGGCGAGUCAGUCUUCAGCAAGCUCUAUGGGGACCAGGCACGCUUCUUUGAUGUGGAGAAAGUACCACGCAUCAAACACAGAAAGAAGGGAAUCGUUUCCAUGGUAAACAAUGGAAGUGACCAGCAUGGCUCCCAGUUCCUCAUCACAACAGGAGAGAACCUGGACUACCUGGAUGGAGUUCACACCGUCUUUGGGGAGGUGUCAGAGGGGAUGGAUGUCUUAGCCAAGAUCAACGAGACCUUUGUGGACAAAGACUUCAUCCCUUUUCAAGACAUCAGGAUAAAUCACACUGUGAUUCUGGAAGACCCUUUCGACGACCCUCCUGACCUUCCGGUACCUGACCGCUCCCCGGAGCCGACUAAGGAGCAGCUGGACAGCGGACGAAUAGGUGCGGACGAAGACAUCAACGAUAUGGAGGGGAAAGAGGCAGAGGAGCUGGAUGAACUACUGAAGGAGAAGGAGGCUAAGACCCAGGCCAUCCUGCUGGAGAUGGUGGGUGAUCUCCCUGAUGCGGAUGUGAAACCUCCAGAGAAUGUGCUGUUUGUGUGCAAGCUGAACCCUGUCACCACAGACGAAGACCUGGAGAUCAUCUUCUCCCGCUUUGGCCUCAUCAAAAGCUGUGAGAUCAUCAGAGACUGGAGAUCAGGAGAGUCCUUGUGCUAUGCCUUUAUUGAGUUUGAGAAGGAGGAAGACUGCGAGAAAGCCUACUUCAAGAUGGACAAUGUCCUCAUAGACGAUCGGCGCAUACAUGUAGACUUCAGCCAGUCUGUCUCCAAGAUCAAAUGGAAAGGCAAAGGUGGAAAAUAUACUAAAGAUGACUUCAAGGCCUAUGAAAAAGAUGUCGAUAGCCGAUCCAAGUUGGCUCUGAAGGACAAAGCCAAACCUAAACAAGACUCAAGAUAUGAUUUGCUGUUAGAGGAGGAGGAACAGGGGCCAAGCCAUUUGCACACGGACAAAAAGAACAAAGAACUCAAGCAUCCCUGUGAUGAGGACAGCAGGAAAUUAAAGAAAUCCAAGGACGGUGAGGAGAGCAGGCGGGAGAGGACAGCUGGACGUCAGCGCUCAAGGUCCAGGGACAGGGAGUGGGAGGGACACCACAAGCACAGCAGGCCCCGGGACAAGCACCGCCAGGACAGGGACAAAGGCCACAGCCGCUGGGACAACAGCCACAGCCGCUCUCCUAAGAAAUCUAAAGACAAGGAGAAGAUCCAGCACCACUGAGGGGUGCAAAGGACCAUGAGGACUCAUUAACGGCACACAAGCCUAACUCUUUAUCCCACAGACACAGAAACGUAGAUACAAUAGAACAGGUCUUUAUUGGAAACUGCCGUUUCAGUCGACUCUUUUGACAAGUAUUCUGCUACUCGAAUGGCUGGAUACCUUAGGUAGAACCCUUACAAUCAAGAUGUCUCAAACACACAUUCCUAAUCAGUCUACAUACAUGCAUACUAUGAAAUAUUUUAGUGGAUGGAUUUGACUAUCCCUCUGAAGUUCAUUGACGUAUGUUAAUCGUAAAAUAUGGAAUGAUAAUUGCUUUUCAACCUGA